Hyaena hyaena (striped hyena) is the source of this 2025-nucleotide messenger RNA. RefSeq names its product protein phosphatase, Mg2+/Mn2+ dependent 1L (gene PPM1L). Gene Ontology annotation, molecular function: protein serine/threonine phosphatase activity; cation binding. The transcript has 4 exons. The record is from RefSeq and is a predicted model, not a curated record. Gene Ontology annotation, cellular component: cytosol; nucleus. Gene Ontology annotation, biological process: negative regulation of canonical NF-kappaB signal transduction; positive regulation of canonical NF-kappaB signal transduction; positive regulation of canonical Wnt signaling pathway. Lineage: Eukaryota; Metazoa; Chordata; Mammalia; Carnivora; Hyaenidae. Bases 273 to 1355 code for a protein of 360 amino acids.
GCGGCGCGGUCCGCGGGCACAGGCGCGGGUGCGCCAGGCGCGGGCCUCCGUGCCGCCGAGGCCGGGAGACAAAAGGGAAACUGCCUCUGUUUGCCGUGCGGGCUGGGAGCAGCCAGCUCGUCCGCCUCCUGCCCGGCUCCGCGAGCCUCCGCCCCCCACCCCCGGCUGCUGCUCCGCCUCCCUCCCCGCGGGCUGUCCCCGCAGUGCUCCGGGACCCGGCGAGCCUUCGGGGCGCGCGUCGCUGCUGGUGGUUGGGGCUGUAGCUAUAAUAAAUGAUAGAGGAUACAAUGACUUUGCUGUCUCUGCUGGGUCGCAUCAUGCGCUACUUCUUGCUGAGACCCGAGACGCUCUUCCUGCUGUGCAUCAGCUUGGCACUGUGGAGUUACUUCUUCCACACCGACGAGGUGAAGACCAUCGUCAAGUCCAGCCGGGACGCCGUUAAAAUGGUGAAGGGCAAGGUGGCGGAGAUCAUGCAGAAUGAUCGGCUCGGGGGACUCGACGUGCUGGAGGCCGAGUUUUCCAAGACCUGGGAGUUUAAGAGCCACAACGUGGCCGUGUAUUCCAUCCAGGGCCGGAGAGACCACAUGGAGGACCGAUUCGAAGUUCUUACGGACCUAGCCAACAAGACGCACCCGUCCAUCUUCGGGAUCUUCGACGGACACGGGGGCGAGACUGCAGCUGAAUAUGUAAAAUCGCGACUCCCAGAGGCCCUCAAACAGCACCUUCAGGACUACGAGAAGGACAAAGAAAAUAGCGUUUUGUCUUACCAGACCAUCCUUGAACAGCAGAUUCUGUCGAUUGACCGAGAAAUGCUAGAAAAGUUGACGGUAUCCUACGAUGAAGCAGGAACAACGUGUUUGAUUGCUCUACUAUCAGAUAAGGACCUCACCGUGGCCAAUGUGGGUGACUCAAGAGGGGUCCUGUGUGACAAAGAUGGGAACGCCAUUCCUUUGUCUCAUGAUCACAAACCUUAUCAACUGAAGGAGCGAAAGAGGAUAAAGAGAGCCGGUGGUUUUAUCAGUUUCAAUGGCUCCUGGAGGGUCCAGGGAAUCCUGGCCAUGUCUCGAUCCCUGGGAGAUUAUCCGCUGAAAAAUCUCAAUGUGGUCAUCCCAGACCCAGAUAUCCUGACCUUUGACCUGGACAAGCUCCAGCCUGAGUUCAUGAUCUUGGCAUCAGAUGGCCUCUGGGAUGCUUUCAGCAAUGAAGAAGCUGUUCGAUUCAUCAAGGAGCGCUUGGAUGAACCUCAUUUUGGAGCUAAGAGCAUAGUUUUACAGUCUUUUUACAGAGGCUGCCCUGACAAUAUAACAGUCAUGGUGGUGAAGUUCAGGAAUAGCAGCAAAACAGAAGAGCAGUGAACCCUUCAGGGUCUCGGCUGCCUUAGACUAAAGGACUUUCAACACACUGGUCUCUUUUAAUGUAGUGAAAGGCGUGGGAGUUACAGUUAGGAUCAUCCACCUAAACAUGGGAUUCCCCCUCCCUGGUGGCCAUAGGUCUAUAUGCAGAAAUGAACAGAGGGUGCUCUCGGCCACUAUAGCCAAGAGGCUGGAAAAUGGUUUUUCAUGUUUUCCCAAUUCUUUCAUCCAAUGUUCAAAAUAUAUAAAUAUAUAGCUGUAGAUUCACAUGUAUGAAGUGAACGGCAUAUGUGCCAUAUAUUCUCCCACUUGAGAUUCUUUUCAAGAUCUCUUACAGGGUUCUCCAGGCAUCAGACUUUGUCCUCUCUUUGGAGCCGUGAACAGAGCAGGCCUCCAGAGCUGCAGGAGACAGUCUGCAGCGUCAUCUGUGAGUGAAGGCUGAUGUGUCAACACCCGUUGCUGAGAGGCAGAGCUAUCUGAGAAUGCUUUGUCCUCCUGAGCCCAGGUUUUUCUGCUCAGCAGCGGCCCAGACACAGAUUUGGAAUGGUUUAUUAUUCCGUGGCUGCUCUUGGAGACCGAGGGAAGUGGGGAGGAUGAGACCCGCCUGCACAGCAGACAUAACCUUUUCCCCUGACUUCCUUUAUUAGUUAAAUAGACUCUGUGUACCACCUGA